ACCUGUCCUCACCUGUCCUCACCGUCAAGGAAGGACGUGAACUGCUCGACAAGACGCAAUAGGCCGCCAGUCUGUUCGUUGUGCACACCUGGAACAUUCUCGCUCUGACCUGAGGAAUACUCGGCUGGAUAGAAAGGGCUCACGUGUAGGUCUUCAACACUGUGCACGGCUCUACAGGCAGCCACACGAUGGUCCCCAAACUCUACGUCCUCGUGCUCGUUAUCACUAUAGGCGGUGGUCUCAGCCAGACCGCCGACAUGGACUACGCUACUCAACAUGAGUCCUCACCUCACAAAGAGACAUCCCUAAAGGAAAACCUAAUCGCCGAGCAGGCAGACAGCGACGACCCCACUGAUGGAAACCAAAGCAACAACACUGCGUUGUUCGAGCAAAUCCUAAAGUCAGUACCCGAAACGUGCCAGAACAGAUUCCACCUUUGUGGUUCUCUAAAUCCAGCAUCCAAAACACUCAUCGAACAAGGCCAGUUCUGUACAGUACUGUCAAAUCCUUUGGCCAAACGGUGUCUUGUUAGUAUGGGUCCCUGCACAGAUGAAGAUUUCAAAUCCGUCAAGACACAGUCCUGUUCAGAAGAACAUAAUUCUCCAUCUCCUACCCAACAGAGCCAAACCCCUGAGCAAGAGACACAAGCACUUGCUCAACAAACCCAGAGCCCCGAUCAAGGCAACAACACAUUAAUCAACAACUUACUUAGCACACGAUCUCAGGAGUGUCAGAAUACGUUCAGGGUGUGUGGAUCUCAACAAACCGCUGCCAAAGAGCUCAGGGAAAAGGGAGAAUACUGUAAAGCCUUAUCUGACCCAAAUGCUAAAUUUUGUCUUGUGGACAUAGGCGGCUGCACGGAGGAUGACCUUGCAUUCGCCAAGAAAGCAGUAUGUACAGAACAUGUUUCACCAUCCACCACUCCACAAACACAGAGCCCCAGCCAAAACAACACUGCGUUGUUCGAGCAAAUCCUAAAGUCAGUACCCGAAACGUGCCAGAACACGUUCCACAGUUGCGGCUCUCUAAAUCCAGCAUCCAAAACACUCAUCGAACAAGGCCAGUUCUGUACAGUACUGUCAAAUCCUUUGGCAAAACUGUGUCUUGUUAAUAUGGGUCCCUGCUCAGAUGAAGAUUUCCAAUCCGUCAAGACACAGUCAUGCUCUAAAGAAAAUGUUCCUUCAUCCUCUACCCAAAAACCCCAAGCGCCUACCCAACAGACACAAGCACCUACCCAACAGACACAAGCACCCACCCAAAAGACACAAGCAUCUACCCCACAAACGCAGAAUCCCAACGAAGGUAUCAAGUUAUUCGAUCGCAUACUUAGUCCAUUACCCAAAGCGUGUCAAGACUCGUUUCAUACUUGCGGUUCUUUGAAUCCUGAAAGUACAAAACUCAUAGAACAAGGCCAGUACUGCACAGUAUUAUCAAAUCCUUUGGCAAAACUUUGUCUUGUAGAUGUGGGCAGUUGCACAGAGAAAAACUUUGAAUAUGCAAAGGGGGAAGCUUGCAAACCGCGUAAACCAUCACUCGACCAAGUCUUUGCUAAGGAGUCGCAGGCAUGCCAAAAAACCGUCCACAGUUGUUCAUCUCCACAGUCACCCGCUAAGGCGUCUUUGGAACAGGACAACAAGUGUGAAGGACUCAAGUCCCCCUCAGCCAAAAAGUGUCUCGUUGACCAAGGAAACUGCUCACAGAAAGACUACCAGGAUGUAUUGAAUAAGAUGUGCACAAACACACGGACCCAGAAACCGGCCCCGACGACGUACAAGCCGAGUCGCCAGGAGAGAGUCAUGGGCCACAACCCGUUGACCAGCGCCGUGCACCGGCUAAAGGGAGACUGCCAGAAGAGCUUCUGGGAAUGCCUCAAAGUGCUGCCCACAGUGCGGUACCUGGUGAACCAGAAGAACUUCUGCCGCGCCAUGCACCAGACCUCGGCCAUGCUCUGCAUGGUGGCCCUCGGGGACUGUCGGGAGAUGGACAUCGACCAGCUCAGGGCCGCCACCUGUAAAGGAGUGCCCAUUGCUAAUAUUAACAAUGAUGACAACACGGCUCAGACGACAAGAGCUGCUGUGGGGACCAUGGUCCUUGCGAUUCUUGUGCAACUCUUCUGAUUGUCAAAAAACAAACAAACAACCCAGUCCAGACAAAAAGACGGUGCUGUAGUCCAGACAAAAAGACGGUGCUGUAGUCCAGACAAAAAGACGUUGCUGUAGUCCAGACAAAAAGACGUCGCUGUAGUCCAGACAAAAAGACGUUGCUGUAGUCCAGACAAAAUGACGUUGCUGUAGUCCAGACAAAAAGACGUUGCUAUGAGCCGCCAGGUGGUAUAGAGAAAAGAACUGUUUUAAAUACUCAAAACCACGACUGUCUAUAUAACCAAUCACCGAUCCAUCUUCCUACCGAGUUUCUUGCUUCCGUAACCUCACUUUCAACCCUCUUCCAU
Molecule: messenger RNA, 2449 nt
Organism: Aplysia californica (California sea hare)
Lineage: Eukaryota; Metazoa; Mollusca; Gastropoda; Aplysiida; Aplysiidae
Source: RefSeq, a predicted model, not a curated record